UGUUCCCUACUGUACAAAGGGGUUAAUCCAAGUAAUGACGCCUACUGUUUAGUGCUGGCUAACUGAGCAGCAGCCUUCUGGGCUUGAAUAUAUCGAUAUAAGCUGGGCGGUCGAUUCCGCAAGACGGACUGACAAUAGUUUGCGCGGCUAUCUAGCACCAUCCACUACCUUUAGCCCUGCGCGUAACGUUCUCUACCAUAAGCCAUCGCCAGCUAUGCGGAGAGGACAAUAUCAACAUGGAAGGGUGGAACAAUCGCCCUUACACUGGCACAUCUGUAGUUCGAACUACGCACUUCCCGAUCCCGCCUUCAUACAUUCGCGUAGCUUGACCGAAGGCGAGAGAAAAAAUUCCUUGCGUUGUGAUCCUUCUGGAGCGGGCACACCUCACCCUAUAGGGUCAUUGUCAGCAUCAACUUUCAGGCGGCCGUCUUCCCCUUUGCACGCCACGCACAACCCAAGAAGCACUAUGCUUCCUUCGUUAUCCUCAAUGAAUUUUCCUAGCGCAACGAUAAUCCCCCCAAUAUCCUCCUCAAACUCAUCACUCACAGGCCCCGCGCAAUUGUCACAUCUCCAAGAGUUGCAGUAUCAGAUAUCAGUUAAGACUUCAGCAUUCCGGACGCUCCAGCACGAGUAUGGCAGCCUUCUCCAGAAAUUCGAACAGCAACGGACUAAAUUCAUUACAUUGGAAAAGAAACUCGAGGUCCGUGAUGUCGAGAUCAACAGUCUCUCAGAUCUGAAGGAGAAAUUGCAAUCGCAAGUCACAACACUAGAGCGUCAGGUGGAAGGGAUACAGGAGAGCAGAGAUGAAGCUCGCCAGUCACUGAGGGUGAAUGGGGUACAGUACAUGCGUAUCAUGGAAAUGGCGAGCCGUCUGCAGGUGCAAAGUGCCGAAGACAAGAAGCGAUGGGAUGCUCAGAAAUCAGAGUUAGAACAGAGGAUCAGAGUUCUCGAAGAGGCCACGGUUACUGGAAGCGAGCUACUCGCUGAUGCAUCAGCCGAAUCGACACCUCAUCCGUCUUCGACAUUGAAUAUCGGUCCUACGUCUUGUUCUUCGCGCCUCAACACAAUCAACGUUUUAGGUCCGGAGAUUGUACGUCUUCGGGCUCGGAUACGGAGUUUGGAGGUCGCUUUGCAGACAAUAAAAGAUGAAAGCAUAUCUAUUCAGGCCGUCGCGCAGGAUUUGAUACAGUCCAGCGGCAGGAUUGAAGAGGCAUCGCAUGCUACGCUGGAAGGACAUGUUACGAUCUGAGAAACCAGGCCCAAUGAAUUGGCGUAGUAACGAUGAGGGCGCGGGACGACCAAGCGCUUAUAAGGGGUAAAGUCACGUGACCCACGUGAGCUCCUCACUCAGUUAACAGUGAGGGUCACCAACACGUGACAUCCUCACAUCCUCACGGGUGGGGCAGUGAGGACCUUCAAUAUAUAGAGAACCCGAAAGACCACUAUGGACUUUCGUGUUCAACCUAAGUUACCUUCGAACAAUACACUCUACUGUUCAG
This is a messenger RNA of Aaosphaeria arxii CBS 175.79, 1499 nucleotides long. RefSeq lists its product as uncharacterized. Bases 215 to 1249 code for a protein of 344 amino acids. Lineage: Eukaryota; Fungi; Ascomycota; Dothideomycetes; Pleosporales. The record is from RefSeq and is a predicted model, not a curated record. The transcript is spliced from 2 exons.